Chinchilla lanigera (long-tailed chinchilla) is the source of this 4112-nucleotide messenger RNA. RefSeq names its product hepatocyte nuclear factor 4, gamma (gene Hnf4g). Gene Ontology annotation, biological process: cell differentiation; anatomical structure development; regulation of transcription by RNA polymerase II. The coding region runs from base 46 to 1434 and encodes 462 amino acids. The transcript is spliced from 10 exons. Gene Ontology annotation, molecular function: nuclear receptor activity; zinc ion binding; RNA polymerase II cis-regulatory region sequence-specific DNA binding. NCBI's taxonomy places the organism in Eukaryota, Metazoa, Chordata, Mammalia, Rodentia, Chinchillidae. The record is from RefSeq and is a predicted model, not a curated record.
UGAGAGCAAAGCAGUCAUCACGCGCUGGGCUCCUGCUGCCCCUGCAUGUGUGUCCCUCAGUCGAGGAUGAGGGUGUCGGAGCCGAUCCUGGACAUGGACAUGGGCAAUUACAGUGAAGUUUUGGACCCCACUUACACGAGUUUGGAGUUUGAAACUAUGCAGAUUUUAUAUAAUUCAAAUGAUAAUUCUGCCCCCGAGACAACAAGUAUGAACACCGCGGACAGUGGUGUCAGCUGUCUGUGUGCAAUUUGUGGCGACCGAGCGACUGGGAAGCACUACGGGGCGUCGAGCUGCGACGGGUGCAAAGGCUUCUUCAGGCGCAGCAUACGUAAGAGUCACGUGUACUCCUGCAGAUUCAGUCGCCAAUGUGUUGUUGACAAGGACAAAAGGAAUCAAUGCAGAUACUGUCGAUUAAGAAAAUGUUUUAGAGCAGGAAUGAAAAAAGAAGCUGUUCAAAAUGAGCGUGAUAGAAUAAGCACCAGAAGAAGCACAUUUGAUGGCAGCAACAUUCCUUCCAUUAACACGCUGGCACAAGCUGAAAUUCGGUCUCGACAGAUCUCAGUCUCAAGUCCUGCGGCAAGCACUGACAUAAACAUUAAGAAAAUCGCAAGUAUUGGCGACGUCUGCGAAUCUAUGAAGCAGCAGCUCUUAGUCUUGGUGGAAUGGGCCAAAUAUAUUCCUCCCUUCUGUGACUUACCUCUGGAUGACCAGGUGGCCCUGUUAAGAGCUCACGCAGGGGAGCAUUUACUGCUUGGAGCUACAAAGAGAUCCAUGAUGUACAAAGAUAUUUUGCUUUUGGGAAACAACUAUGUUAUUCACCGUAAUAGCUGUGAAGUUGAAAUCAGCCGAGUGGCCAAUAGGGUUCUGGAUGAGCUGGUCAGACCAUUUCAAGAAAUCCAGAUUGAUGACAAUGAGUAUGCUUGUUUGAAGGCAAUUGUAUUUUUUGAUCCAGAUGCCAAAGGGCUGAGUGACCCGGUGAAGAUUAAGAACAUGCGGCUGCAGGUGCAGAUCGGCCUGGAGGACUACAUCAACGACCGGCAGUACGACUCGCGGGGGCGGUUCGGCGAGCUACUCCUGCUGCUGCCUACGCUGCAGAGCAUCACCUGGCAAAUGAUCGAGCAGAUACAGUUUGUGAAGCUGUUCGGCAUGGUCAAAAUUGACAACCUGCUUCAGGAGAUGCUGCUGGGCGGUGCCUCCAAUGACGGGAGUCAUCUCCACCAUCCAAUGUACCCGCAUUUAUCUCAGGAUCCACUAACUGGACAAACCAUACUUUUAGGUCCCAUGUCAACGCUGGUUCAUACAGACCAGAUCUCGACUCCUGAAACACCGCUUCCUUCCCCGCCACAAGGCUCUGGACAAGAACAAUACAAAAUUGCUGCAAACCAAGCUUCAGUCAUUGCGCACCAGGCCCUUAGCAAACAGAAGCAAGUGUGAGCCCGAGCUUGUUUCUGAACGGCACUGCCUAAAUGUGAAACACGGUGGAUCUUGAAAUGUCUCAGGAUAGUACUUCCGGCAAACUCCCAGCCAAGGUGCCCCCGUGGUGCUGUUGUAAGAUGGUGUCCUGUUUUCUUGUUUGUGCGUUUGUCUCUUUGUUUCUGUGGUGUAAAACUUUCACACGCAACCAAUGUAUAUUUGAGUCUGAAAUUGUUUAUACAGUGUAUUGUUUUUAGUUGCCCCUGCACUGAGCUCGAGCCUGUUGAAUCUUUUGUACUACUUUCAUAAUAUUAAUUUAAAUCUGUAAAUAAUUGCUGUAUUGUGAUGUGACGAGGAAUUGAAUGUUCCCUUUGCCUAAGAGUAGUAGAUCAGAAAUGCCAGUUUACCAUAAAAUGAACCAAGUUUUAUUUUUUCAUAAAUUACAGUCUUGAAGAUUGGAAAGGUAAAGCAGCGGCUAUAGAAUAGAACGCUUUUUCUUUUUCCUAAAAGAAGAAUCAUUUAUGGGUAUUCUGUGAAGCCAUUCUCAGAAUGACUGAAUAUUCUUUCAUGUCUAACUAUAUUUGAAGGUGUAUGCUAAAAUAAAACAUAUUUAUUUUACUGGCUAGGAUACAAACUAAACUGCAACCAAGAAAACCCUAAAACAUGGGUCAACCGAAAGAGAUGUUUAAUUCCCUGUCUUGAAACAAUCUGGAAAGUCAUCCACCAAGAAGAGAUUCACACACUCCCACAGUGAGCUCUCAGGGAGGCUGACGGGUAACCUUUUAGGGGGAAGCCUGUGCCAGGGGAAACUGUGCAGCCCUGGGACAGCCAGUACUGGGGGACAAAUUAGCCAUCGGACUCCUGUGUACUCAUUUAACCCUCACAGCAAUUCAGUGAGGGAGGAUUGCUGUUUCUCUUCAUACGUAAAAGAAACCUUCAAUCUGAGAGUUUAAAGAGCACAACAAAGUUUACAUGCGAAAGAGUAAGCCACAGGCAAUUCCAGCUCUGGCCGACUUUAAUGAGACUAUAUAUUUGGUGAGUGGAAAGAAACAUUCGCAUUUCUUGCUUACAGUGUGGAUUUUAAAUAUAUGCAACCUAGUAAUGAUUGAGUACUACCCAUCAUGUUAUUUGUAUUAUGAAUUACAUGUAAGUGGCGUAUUUGAAAUUGUCAUAGUGUAAGAAAACAUUUUUGUGUUUUUAAGAGUUUUCUCCCUAAAUUAUUUUAGAAAUAAAAAUGACACCAGAUAAAUUUAGAUGAAAAGAAAGACAAAUUCAGAAAUGCAACCACCUACAAAUAUGGUGAAUGUCUCAUUCUAGACUGAACACCAUUUAUGGCGGCUCUAACCUGCUUGGUACCUAAGGGUGGAGUUUAUUUUGAAACAGUUCAUCCUGGGCAGCAUCAUGGAAAAAGCCUCUCUCCUCCCCCCGUCUCCGCUUGCCGUAACAGGGAAAAUUGAAAAUUGCUGGAGUAUUAUCAAUGACAUUAAUAAAAGAAGAUAUUCCAAGCUGUAAUACGUAGAAAUAAAUGUAUUUUUCUCAGGGCUCUUUGAAAUCUCUAGGAUUACGAUUUCAUAAUUUCCACUUACCCUACAAAUACAAAUUUAUAUUAAUAUUAACUAAUUUAUUGGCUCUGAGUGGAAUAGUGAUUUAUGCAAGAACUAUGGGCAAUUGAAUAAAACAAGUAAUAUUGCUUUAAGAGUCAGUAUCCUUGUGGUGCUAUAAAAUAUAUCAUUGAGUAAGGGAGGGCAGAGGAAAGGAGAUAGAGAAGGGAGAGAGUGGAGUGGGGGAGAUCAGUGAGAGAAAGUUUCUUAACUGUUCUUUUUUUGAAAAUUUAUUCCAGUGUCUAUUACAUGAAUAGGAAUGUUUCUGAUUUUUAUAAAUUCAAGUAUCUUCUGUAGGUUCUGUUCACUUUUUGAGAUUGCUUUCUGAAAAGAUAUUUAAAAAUAUUUACUCCAUUCAGGCUGCUGUAACAGAAUACUAUUAACUGUGAAGUUUAUAAAUAAAAAGUGUAUUUCCCACAGUUCUCAGCAUCGGGAUGCUCAAGGUCAAGGCAUCGGCAGAUUCAGGCUUUGGUUCGUAGUGCUUUCUAGCAGUGCCCGCACCAGAGGAAGCAGCUGGCGGCUCUGUGGGACCUCGCUUAAGAGCGCUAAUCUCACGCACCGCUGUGUGACCCUCGCGACCUAAAUCUCUUCCCAGCCUCGUCAUCUCCCAGUGUCAUUACACUGGUUUCAACGUAUGAAUUUUGGAGAGCGUAGACCGUACCAAAUGCUGUUAAAGUGUGAAAACAAAAUUUCUUUGCCAUGAGCCUUAUAAUUUAUCCACAGAUAUUUACUAAACAAAUAUUUUAAUAGAAAUUAUUAUUAAAGAUUAUGUUUUAUAGCUACGGUCAGGGAAUUUGUACUAUAAUGUUUUUAUACACUGGACUGCCGACAAAGCUGGAUAAUGUGGAGCUGAUGUUUUUAGCAUAUUUUCAAAAUACUGAUAAGGAAAGUUGUUGCUUUUAUAUCAUACAUGAUUUGUUCAGGUAAUGGAAAUGAAUAAUUUAUUAUGAAUAGCUGCAUUUUAUAUAUAUAAAACUAUUUUUAUAAAUUUCAUUGUUGAUUUUUUACAAUGUUAAAUUAUAGUGAGAUUAAAAUAUUUCUAAACUGUGAUACCUUCCUGUUUCCCUGAGCUUUCUAAAUAAAAGCUUUAAAAAAUAA